CCGAAUGUUUUUCUAUUGCUCAUUCUCGCGCCCUCUUAGACGUCAACCUGUUGCUCCGUUAUAGUCGUGCCAUUAAAUCUUAUUUGGUUUGGCAUGUCGUCAAGUCUGCCAUAUAGGAAGUUCAUUUUUCAAUCUCGAACUACAGCAGUAUUUAUUUAAAUUCGCACGACCGACUUUCCACGCAGGUUUGCGAUUUGGUUUACACGCUGCUGCACUGCAGUUAUAUUUACGCGUGUGUUGUGUAUCCUCUUGCUCUCCCUACAAGUAAAGUUUAAGUGGGUGUGCAGAAAGGUGCGUGCAUAAGUGCCAGUGCUUUUUUCGUUAUUUUUUACCAUCUUUAAGUGGAUUCAGGUGUCAAAGAAAUUAUUAACGGCGAUUAAAGAUCACCUGUGCUUUCAAAAUUGACUGAACAUUCCUAUAGAAUGCGGUGGACGGGGAGGACAAGAUUUUCAGCACGCUGAUAUAAUAUAUGCUAACAUCAUCGCAAGAUGCAGCAGCCGCAACAACAGCAUCAGGAGCCAGAUCGGCCAGUGCAACUUCGACGGAAAAAGAAGCGUAGAACAGUGCAGUUGGUGCGAGGCGACAAAGGCUUUGGUUUCACCAUAUCCGGUCAGCAACCUUGCAUCCUUAGCGCGAUCGAGCCUGAUAGCCCGGCCGAACUUGCAGGACUACGCACCGGCAACGUUCUCGUUGCUGUCAAUGGUCAUUGUGUUACGACAGCUUUUCACGACGAUGUUGUCUUACUCAUUGGCAGAUCGCAUGGCUUGCUCAAACUUCGAAUUCUUACCGAGGUUACUGAUGAUAGCGACUCGAGUGACGACGAUGACACUUCGUAUGUUAAGGCUCGGGCAAGACCAAGAUACAGAUCAAGGUCUAGUACCACGUUAGCGAGUGCAGAAAUGUCCACGUCUCUGCAGCCACAAUGUAGAAUAGCUAAAGUGGUGAGAGAUCUGCACAGCGGAGCAAUGUUCAACUGCAGAAUGUCGGUUCCAAAUCUUCAUAGGUGGAGUAUGUCGAGUCCACCGUUGCCGCCGCCACCGCCUGCCUCGCGAAAAUGCGACUCCGAGAAAAUCGUUCACAGAGCAGUACUAGGUUACCUUGGCACCAUAGACAUUCCUAAUCAUUUGCAAUCUAUGACGAUGAUGUCGUUGGUGAGAAAAUGUAUCAAGAGAAUCAAGACUGAAAGUCGUAACCUAACUACGGUUUUAUUAACAAUCCACGUAGCAAAUAUAAAACUUACAAAUAUGGAAGGUCGUUUAAUUGCCGAAUACUCAUCAAAUCGUAUUGUUUACUGCAAUUCGUUCCCGAACGAAGACAAAUUACACUUUGGUAUCCUUACGAAAAUCGAUGUAGCCAAUACCAAUGAAACCAAUAACUGCGAAAUUGAUAAUGCCUCGAAUUCUUGCCAUGUUUUCAAAAUAUACACGAACAUUACCGAUCAUUCGGUACAUUGUAAUAUGAGCGACAUUUUUGGAUUUAGCUGUACAAAGGCCAGUGAACCGAGCAAUGCUUGUCAAGAAUUUCCUUCGAGCUGUGAAGGUUUAGUCGGUGCCAUACAGACUCUCUACAUAGCAGAUACAACUGAUAGAAACGCUAAUUUAUUCGAUAAUAGAUGGAAUCAUCGGGAUGCACAAUCGUCGCCGCAACCUAGUAAUAUAAGUACUUCCACUGCGCAUUCGAGUAAUAGUGAUUCGGGAAUAGGAUUUAAGGAUGAUUGUUGUUGCCAUUUGGAUAGAAAUUUUAAUGCUGAGCUCCCGCCUCGAUACCACGACAGGAGUAUAGUCGUUUCUUCUCUAGGAAGAAAUAAAGAUUAUUCUGGAUCUAAGCUGACUGUGCGCGCUAUUUCAGAUUCACGUUGGAAUAACUGUCCGAGCAGGCCAUUCAAAGCAAGUCACUCGGCAAGCCUAUCGGACCAGCAGUUGUACAGCAACGAAUUGGAGGACUACCCGGAGGCGCGUAUUCUGGCGCACUGUCAGCAUUUGAAGGAGUCACGUCGGCGUCGUAGCGGCGGCAGCGGUAGCGCGCGCUACAGCAGCGGCGGAGAGGGGAGCAUCAUCAGCUGUCCCGCCAACGUGCCAUCUGCUGCUCCUACCCGUAAUCGAAAGCAGCAGCGAACCAGCCCCAAGGCUCUGGCGGCUUUGGCGCGCUCGCCCCGUUAUACUUCUGCCCUGUCCGUUGGCACUCUACAGCCCAAUACUACCCCGAACACCAGGAGUCAACUGUCCAAAUCCAAUGGCAACUUCUUCGGAUUGCAACGAGAUAUGGAUGUGCCCGAUAGACUCAGUCCUAAGGUGUAUCCAAACGGCAUGAAGAUCCAGGGUUACAGCAUGGAGAAUCUGAAGACGAGCCCGGGCUCCAAGUCGCAGUCGGACUACAGCACGACGACAAAGUCAUUGCCGCACAGCCAUACAGGCAGCAAGGCGGGCAACGACAAACCGCCACGAGCGUGGGGCAGCCUGCAAGAGAUUCGAAAGGUUGCCGGCUGUGAGCACGACGACUACUUGCUGAACCAUGGGAGCAACGAGUCGUGUGAUAAAGCCACAGGAUGCGGAGUACACACAUGGGCAUUGAGCUUCGAAAAGCUGCUGGAAGAUCCGAAAGGCUUGCAAACAUUCGCUAAAUAUUUGAAGAAAGAAAUCAGCCACGAGAACAUCUAUUUCUGGGCAGCGUGCGAGCGAUACUCUGACACUGAAGAUUUAGGCGCUCGAAAAAAGCUGGCAGCGCAAAUAUAUGAGAAGCACUUAUCAAACAAUGCUCCAGAACCAGUCAACGUCGACAGCCAAGCUGCCGGUCAAAUUACGAUGGAACUGCUGGAAUCUGCUCCCACCGAUGUAUUCGCUCAGGCCCAGAAACAAGUAUUCAAUCUAAUGAAGUUUGACAGUUAUCCUAGAUUUCUACGAUCGGACAUUUAUCGAAGGUGCUUGGAGUAUGGACAUGAUCCAGAAGACUCAACUCCUGAAGAUGGUGAUUUAAUUUUAACCAACUCACCGAGUUUGAAAAUCAGGAAAAGUCGUUCCGAUGUAGAAGAUCGCAAUAGGAAAUCUAUUCUUCCGUGGCACAGAAAAAACAGAUCCAAAUCGAAAGAUCGAGGAGAAUCAGAGUACAACAAAACUCCAAAUCGUGGUGAGAAAAUUUACAAGAGCUUUUCGACGAUACAGCGAGACAACGAAGGAAACAAUAACGACGAGGACAAUGUUUCUGUGUCAAGCAGUCGUUCAUCUCUUGCGUCCUGGGAUUUAGCGUUGCGACAGUCUUUCACGAAACAUUCGUCCUGCGAAGGACAGUCGAAUGACAAUAGAGAUGCUCUCGGGUCUAAAUGCACUGGACUCUGUCGAGUUAUCCUUCCAGACGGCUCGACAACUGUUAUACCAACCAAUCACUCGGAUAGUGUCAGAGACGUCCUUACCCGUCUUCUUGACAAACGCGCUCUACGUUACGCGAACUACGACGUCAUAGUGCUUACUACAGACGAGUUAAUAAACUUGAAACAUCCAAGUUCAGUAUUAGCGUCACAAGAAGUGGAAGUUGUGCCAACAAAAGUUAUCAAAGUCGAUCUGCCUUCCCGCCGCGUGAUAAGUGUCGUCGCUCAUAAAGGAAAAACGUUGAAAGAAGUAUUAAAACCACUAUUGAAUAAGUAUGGUUUUAAACUCGAGCUUGUCACUAUUUGGGACAAUGGGCAUCCUAUAUCUAUCGACAUUCCUGCAUCAAGUGCACCUCCAAAACUUUCUUUGACUUCGAAUAAUAAAGAAAUAGUAGAUGAUGCUUCAUUAUUUAAAGUACCUGAAGUGCCAAAAGGUCAACCUACAUUAGAUGAAAUAACUAAUAAGGUCUUUCAGGAACUUCGUGUAGGAAAAUCUACCACUAAACGUGAUGAAGAAGGCUCGUGCAAGUCUGACGAUCAAAAGUCUGAAAAGUCUGAAAGUUCGUCGAUUUUAUCUGGAAAAAUUUUCUCAAGAGAUUCAACCCUCUAUUUAAAAAAAAAGUCGAAAUCUAAAAAUAGUAAUACGAGUGAGAGAAGCACUUCAGACUGUGGUAACGAAGAAAUUAACCGAACACAACCGCCGUUAAUAGCGAAAUGGAAGAAUGGUGUGAAACUUCAACUUCCUAGUAGAUUCGAUGGGGAUAGUAAAGACAUAUAUGAUGGAAUAAAACGUGCACAAAAAUUAAGAUUAGAAGACCAGAGAGGAACAGAAAUAAAUUUUGAACUUCCAGACUUUUUGAAAAAUAAAGAAAAUGGAAAAAUGAUUGACGAAAAGAAACGAAGAAAAUCGCGCUCUACGUCAAGUCACGGUGAUUUUAGUAAAUUUUACGAUUCUCAAGAAGAGAAACCGAUUCUCGAUCUGUGUUAUGAUAAUACGAGUAGUUUAGAGACAACCUUAGUUGAUGCUGACCAGACAAUUGAAAAUGGAUCUCAUUAUUUUGACUCAAACAAAAUAAGCAGUCAAGAUCACGUGCAAAUUUCUUCAACGAAAUUACUCAAACCACCACCUCUUCCGCCUAAGCCAAAGAGUUUGAUGAAUUCUUUGCGAAGUAAUGCUUUGCCUACUAGACCAUUUCAACGAGUUGUAAAUUACGAUAAGAAAACUAUUUGACAAACUCAAUUAUAAAGUAUUUGGGACAACUAAAUAGCAUUAAGAAAUGAUGAAGCGUGAGAUUAUAUAGCAAAUUUUAUAGAAUUUUUGUAGCUAGAGUUGUGUUAAUAGCUCAUUUAAAUAAAUUAAGGCAGUUCACAAAACUAAAACAAGCGCAGCUAUGUAACAGUGAGUGCCUUAAUAUAGUUUUUUCUUGUUUCUAGGUUACAUAAUAGAAAAAACUUAAUAUAAUUGUAUUAUAGUGACUUCAUGGCAUGGAAAAGACUAAAAGAAAUUGUUAUGAUGUAUUUAUAUUUUCUAUUUUAUUUAAAAACAACCGUGAAAGUAUAUUAAAUUCAUAUGAUUGUAU
Messenger RNA from Phymastichus coffea, 4941 nucleotides. RefSeq names its product regulator of G-protein signaling loco (gene loco). The transcript is spliced from 18 exons. The record is from RefSeq and is a predicted model, not a curated record. Gene Ontology annotation, biological process: signal transduction. Gene Ontology annotation, molecular function: GTPase activator activity; protein binding. NCBI's taxonomy places the organism in Eukaryota, Metazoa, Arthropoda, Insecta, Hymenoptera, Eulophidae. Bases 489 to 4592 code for a protein of 1367 amino acids.